AUGGCAGAAUUACCUCCUAAAAUACCAAACAUGACUCAGAAUUGGUCUAACGCUUUUCUUCCUCACCAAAGAAUGGACACCUUUAUUACUACUACCGCCCAACAACAACAACAACAACAUCAUCAUCAUCAACAUCAACAACCGUGUUGGGUUGACGAGUUUCUAGACUUCGCGUCUGCGAGGCGCGGGGCCCACCGGAGGUCGGUGAGCGAUUCGAUAGCGUUCCUUGAAUCGCCAGUGGUCAUCAUGGAGGAUCAGGAUCAGGAGCAGGAAGGCCGCCGCCAUCAUAACAAUAAUAAUAAUAAUAAUAUUAUGCAUGGAUUUGAAAGGCUGGACGACGAGCAACUGAUCAUGUCGAUGUUCUCCGACGACAUGUCGUUGUCCGCUGCCGCGGGGGCUGUGGCGGGGGAGGGGGCGCCGCCUGCGGUGUCGUCGUCCAACCCGUCAACGCCGUCCGACCAGAACAGCAACAACGACGGGAUCAAGCCAACAAUGGCGUUACAUCAGCCUCAUGAUCAGCAGCCCAAGACCGAACCGGGAGAGGUUGAGAGCCCUUGCGAAGGUGAUCCACACGCGCCGCCGCCGCCACAGCCCUUGUCAACCGAUUCUAUCAUCGACCCGAAGAGGGUAAAAAGAAUCUUGGCUAAUCGGCAAUCCGCGCAAAGGUCAAGAGUGAGAAAGCUACAAUACAUCUCAGAGCUUGAACAUAGCGUAACAGCAUUGCAGUCUGAGGUAUCGGCAUUAUCGCCAAGAGUAGCAUUUUUGGACCACCAGAGGUUGAUUCUUAAUGUUGACAAUAGCGCACUUAAGCAACGGAUUGCUGCUUUGGCUCAAGAUAAGAUUUUCAAAGACGCUCACCAAGAGGCACUAAAGAAGGAAAUAGAGAGACUAAGGCAAGUGUACCACCAACAAAACCUAAAGAAGAAGAAUAUGCAGCAGCAGCAGCAGGAGGGAAUUAACCAAAACUCACACCCACCACCGCCGUCCACUGAUCAGCAAAACUCAGAUAUUGCCUUGGCCACUACUUGUACGGGCAAGGAGCAGAUUUCUAUACAUUCAUGA
Messenger RNA from Morus notabilis, 1062 nucleotides. RefSeq names its product basic leucine zipper 34. The transcript is spliced from 4 exons. The record is from RefSeq and is a predicted model, not a curated record. Lineage: Eukaryota; Viridiplantae; Streptophyta; Magnoliopsida; Rosales; Moraceae. Gene Ontology annotation, biological process: positive regulation of DNA-templated transcription. Bases 1 to 1062 code for a protein of 353 amino acids. Gene Ontology annotation, cellular component: nucleus. Gene Ontology annotation, molecular function: DNA-binding transcription factor activity; DNA binding.